This is a messenger RNA of Brassica napus (rape), 2303 nucleotides long. RefSeq lists its product as uncharacterized. The transcript is spliced from 4 exons. NCBI's taxonomy places the organism in Eukaryota, Viridiplantae, Streptophyta, Magnoliopsida, Brassicales, Brassicaceae. Bases 588 to 1130 code for a protein of 180 amino acids. The record is from RefSeq and is a predicted model, not a curated record.
UUCUGUAGCUUCCGGCCCUUCUCAAAGUUCAAGAGGAGGAGGAUUGCCUACUACGAUGACUGUUGCGGAGUUAGUUAGGCAACCUGGCCGAGAAUCGCUUCAGCGCCUUGAUCCAAAUUAUCUUAUUGUCCCAAACACCACUUGGUUUGAUUUGUCUGGCAAUGGUAUCACCAACAGCCUUCUUAGGAUGGAGUACACGAUGCUAAAGCGUGGUUAUCCAACUUUCUAUGACAUGCCUGAAGAAGAUCAAGAACUUUGGUUUCGGCAAUUUGCGGUAUACGUUGUCAAUUUUUAAUAUUAUACAAUUGUAACUUUCUAAAAAAAAAUUUGUAUUUAUUUUGCAGCAAGAGUUCACUUGGGAAUCAGGGAUUACAGAACAAGUUAAAAUUGUUUUCCGCCGCAAAGCAGCUUCGCACUACACCAAGCGGAUCAAUGAGUGGAAGCAAAAAUUCGAUGUUGGCGAGGUCCCGAAGCACAUCAACCCAGACGUUUGGCGGGAUUUGUUUGCUCAUUGGACGAAAGAUGAGACAAAGUCUUUGUCGACAAUUAACUCGCAAAAUCGGUGUAGCGGGCGUGGCGGGAAAGGGAUGUUUGUCCACAACUUAGGGGCAACAAGUUUACAGACCCGAGCACUUCAGCUAAUGAAGGAAAACGGUGGAGUUCCCGUAGAUGAUUUUACCCUGAUGAAGAACGCCUAUACCAACAAGAAGACUGGGGAGAUUCAGGAUGGACUUAUUAAGGGCGUAAUCCAGGUCGUGGAAAAUCGAAAAGUGGAUCUCCUCGCGACUCAAGCUUCUAUGUGUGAAGAAGGCGAUUCUGCAUCUUCCAACUCCUUAACCGUAGAGCAACUCAACAACCUUGUUCUCGAGGCUGUUCCAAAGAAAAAGGGCCGUUAUGUUGGAUUGGCUCGUUCGACCGGAGGGGCUUCUUCUUCUUCAGCUCACUAUCGACUCGUUGAUGAGCUUAUGGAGCAGAUUAAGAUCAAGGAUACGGAGAUUGAGUUCCUGAAGCAGGACAAUGCUGAAAUCCGAGUUGAGCUGCAGCAAAACCGAACGACUAUGGAGGAAAACAAUGUUCUCACCCAGACCUUGUUGCAGAAGUUUAGGACCCGAUUCGGUGAAGACUUUUAGUUGUUUUUUAAUUUUCAAAAACUUUUUUAUUACUUUUUAUAACUUUAAUGUAUAAUAAUGUUGAAUUUAUAUAUCUAUAAUGUUUUUAAAUUCUAAAUUAUCAAUUUUUUCCUGAAAUUAAAUUAAGAAUUAUAAAAAUUGUUUUUUUAAUUAAAAAAGGAAUACCGACGGAUAGAGUUAUCCGUCGGAAUUUCUACAUUUUUACGACGAAUAAAAUCCAUCGGUAUUUUCAUGAUAUUCUGACGGAAUAAAGUCGUCGGUUUUAUUUUCAGUUACCGACGGAUUUUUUUCGUCGGUAUUUUCUGAAUAUUCCGAUGAACACCCUUUGUCGGUAUUUUCUGAAAUUCCGACGAAUUCUCUUCGUCGGUAUUCUCUAUAAAUACCGACGGAUAUGCAUCGUCGGAAAUUUUAGAUAAAAACCGACGGAAUACGUUCGUCGGUAUUUGCCGACGAAAUAUGUUCGUCGGUAUUUACCGACAAAUUUCCGACGAAUAUCAGUAUACCGACGAGAUGAUACCGACGGACAUUUUUCGUCGGUAUUCCAUCGGUAUGCGGCUUUUCCGACGAGAUUAUGACGGAUUUGUCCAUCGGUAUCGCCCAGUUUUCUUGUAGUGUAAGGAGAAACAAAACAAAACUCUUAAGAGAAUUAUGUUCAAAAUCUUAUUAUAAAUGAAAAACAAUUAAAAACAUUUGCUAACUACUAGCACGCAUUUUAUUUGUAACAUGUGCACACUGUAAUACACAAACUAGGCUGCAUCGUCACACAACAUUUGAUAGAACUUCUGGCGAAUGCGUGGGAAAACUCAAAACCAUCGCAUGUAGCCUUUUUGAAUAAUUGGAAUUUGGACUAGUGUAGAUAUUCUUUAUUAAUAGACCAAGUGAUCAAUCAUUUGUCAGACAUACUGCAAGAUUCCAUGAUAUUUUCAAUUAUGCAUACUAGUAUAAGAUGCAACGUGGUGGGAUUGCAAGGAUUCUUUAGGACUAUUACAACAAUUUGUGGCAGUUUCCAAAUAAUCUACAGCUGAGUUUGAGGCAUUUUCUGUCUUUUACAGAAACUGAGUUGUUGGGGGUUAGAGCACCCCCAUUAGUGAACUUAGGGGGGGUUCACACACAUUCCAAAAAAAAAAAAAAAAUUAAAAUAAGGAAUAGUGAUGAACCUGUCUCUCUCCACCC